This is a messenger RNA of Rotaria sp. Silwood2, 630 nucleotides long. Lineage: Eukaryota; Metazoa; Rotifera; Eurotatoria; Philodinida; Philodinidae. The record is from the annotation of a GenBank genome assembly.
AUGCCAUUAGGAAUUGAACUCUGUGCAGGACAAGUAUCGAACAGUUCACAAUGUCAACCUGAAGCAUGCAGUGCUCGAGUUGUACCUUGCUCAACUAAUUUGGACUGUCAAUGCCUUCCACUUAGCUCAGGCGUAAAUGGUAUAUGUGCUGCAUGGCUGCAAUGCUCUAGUUUAACGCCAUGCGCUAGUGAUAAUGCAACAUGUGCAGUGCCAUACACUGUUUGUGUUCUGAGUAAUCGCUGUGGCAAGGCAGUGUGCUAUCCACUAGCACUGGCCGCUCCUCAAGUUUGUCCACAAGUCAAUUCAAAUGCAACGGUAUCAACAGUUCCAACAACUUCAGCAAACACUACCGGGAGAACGACGGUGGUAACACAAACUACAAUAAAAUCAACAACAACAACAGCGAGAACAACGGUGGUAACACAAACUACAAUAAAAUCAACAACAACAACAGCGAGAACAACGGUGGCAACACAAACUACAAUCAAAUCAACAACAACAACAGCGAGAACAACGGUGAUAACACAAACUACAAUAAAAUCAACAACAACAACAGCAAAAACAACGGCGACAACGCAAACUACAACAAAAGCAACAACAGGAUCAACGAGUAAGCAGAUUAGAUUUUAA